GGGAAAAUAACUCUGCUGAGAUUGAUGUCGCGACGCGGUAUCUGAAACGUUUAAAUACCCCUGGCAUCGAAACACAGCGAAUGUAAUUUUCGGUGGAACUAAUAGGAUAUCAUAAAAAUGCUUACGCUGCAGUUCGGACAGUGCGGAAAUCAAGUCGGUCACACGUUGCUCUCAACCGUAGCGUCAGACUUGUUUUCCACUAAUACCGGAGUGCCGAGUAAACGGAAUUCAGAUUACGUUCAGGCCGGCUUUGACACGUGGUUUAAAGGGCUGCAGAAAAAUGGCAAACACUUGGCUAGAGCGAUCCUUGUAGAUACAGAGCAAAAAGUGGUGAACACGGUAUGCAGCAGCAAUGAAACAAACUCCAUGUGGACUUACAGUCCAGAAAAUAUUGUAUGCUGUGCAGGAGGAGGUUCUGCUAACAACUGGGGAUAUGGACAUUACACUAAGGGUCCUCAACUAAGUUCAGCGGCGCUCGAAGCAGUGAGGCAUGAGGUAGAGACGGUUGAUACCUUUCAAGGAUUUUUAGCAAUUCUCAGCUCAGCUGGAGGCACUGGAUCUGGAGUUGGUAGCUACUUGAUGGAAAAAAUUCGCGAUGAAUAUUCGACCAAGACGAUGGCCAGUGGCAUCGUAUUUCCAUACGGAUCGGGAGAAGUCUGCACCCAGAAUUACAACACAUUGUUAACCUUGGCUAAAUUCAUUGAUAUAACUGACGUCGCUAUACUUUUUGAAAACGAUCAAAUACAUGGGAUUUGUGAAAAUUUGAUUAAAGUCCCGAACGCCAAUUUGAAUGAUUUGAAUCAUGUUAUCGGACAGAAACUUGCUGCCGUAUUACAGCCUGUCUUAGGCAAGACAAAUAUUCUCUCGACGCUGGUUCAUCAAUUAACUCCCCAUCCGCAAUACAAAAUUGCAACAAUAAAAACGUCCCUUCUUGCUCUACCAUCUUGUAUGCUUUACAGCGGUGACUACAAGUGGAAUUCGAUUGUUUGGCAUCUGAAACAGAUGUUAAGAGCUCCCGCUCUCAAUCUGAACCUCAUUGACAUGGAGACAAAAAUGCCAUCAAACUCAAUACCUUCAAGGACAGCUUUUGCCUAUUCCAAGUCUGUAUCAAACAUAUUGAUUUCACGUGGCUCUUCAAUUGGCAAUGACACCAUAGUUCCGGCUGAGUUGAACGAUGAAAAAUUGUAUGCUGACUGGGUCCCGAAUGUAGAGAAAAUUGCCCACUUACAUCAACCACGAAGACUUCUUGGUAAAGAUAAGGUCGCAGCUCUUGUUACCAACAAUUCUCAAUUGCAUCGACCGAUUGAUGCUAUAGUUGACAAGGCCUGGAACACUUACAUACAUUCAGCUUUUUUGCAUCAGUAUAAACAACAUGGAGUUGAAGAGGACGAUUUUUUGCAAGCUUUUGCAAAAGUUGAAAAUAUAGUCAAAGUUUACAGAGAAUUAUGUAGCGAGGAAAUUCUUUCCUGAAU
Messenger RNA from Diprion similis, 1472 nucleotides. Its product is annotated as tubulin delta chain-like. The transcript has a single exon. Gene Ontology annotation, cellular component: cytoplasm; microtubule. Gene Ontology annotation, biological process: microtubule cytoskeleton organization; mitotic cell cycle. Gene Ontology annotation, molecular function: structural constituent of cytoskeleton; GTP binding. NCBI's taxonomy places the organism in Eukaryota, Metazoa, Arthropoda, Insecta, Hymenoptera, Diprionidae. The coding region runs from base 118 to 1470 and encodes 450 amino acids. The record is from RefSeq and is a predicted model, not a curated record.